GGACUAGGCUAUUGGGAUGUCUCCACCCAGUGUGUUUUACAAUGUACAAGAACCUCGUAGUUAAUACCCACCCUCCCAUAUUGACUCAGAUCCAACACCGACUGGGGAAGUGUUUCAUGGGCAGCCGCAGUUUAUUUGAAGACAUUUCCAUAACGCGAAGGACUUCACAGCUACAGUAACGCGCCUCAGGUUACUGUAUCAUCGAUGUUUCGACCCACUCUAAUACUGGCCUGCAUUGUGCAAGUCGUGCGAUGCUACCCUACAGGUAGUGUUUUAAAUAGUUGUUUGGAUAUGAGACCAGUGCACGGCGGAACUGCUCAGCAGAGUACUCCACCUUUCACUAUUACCACGGACCGGACCAGCUAUGAAGAUGGCGUGGUCAUAACAGUGAAUCUCCAGGCAUCUACCCAAUUCAAGGGUUUCAUGUUACAAGCUCGAGAGGUGGGAAGUAACAAUAAUGUGGGGUCCUUCAGCACAAUGGGAUCUGGCACUCGACUUCUCGAUUGCAACGGAGUAACGAAUUCGGCAUUGGUUCAUUCGUCAGGUACACUAAAGAAUGCUAUCCAGGGCACGUGGAAGGCUCCAGACUCAGGGAGUGUCCAAUCCAUCCAGUUCAGUGCAUCUUUGGUGAGAGAUACCAAAACUUACUGGGUUAGCGUGAAAGGUCCACUGCUCAGAAGUACCAAUGCAGUCUCAAAUUCAUCAUCCUCAUCUUCAUCAUCAUCCUCAUACUCAUCAUCAUUAUCCAUUUCGAGUGCUGAAUGUGGCAUCAGGAAGGUGUGUUUCAGCCAACCUCCCAACUGUGACCCUAACAUCACAGCAAACUGCUUCUUCAUGUCAGCCAUGAUGCCCUCGCCUAACAUUACAGCCUUCCAGUUUGAGCUGGCCGGUGCGUCAACAGGAUACGUUGCUAUGGGCUUUUCUGAUGACCAGAUCAUGGGCAGUGAUGACAUCUACAUCUGUGGUCUGGACAAUAAAGGAGUUAUCCAGUUGCAACAUUUCUACUCCACAGGAAGAAAAGCCCCAGGGCCACUUCCUCUGGGAAAUGUUUCUCAAGUCAACACCGGCAUGAGUAAUGGCGUCAUCAGUUGUUCCUUCGCCUCCUGGAACCCAAUCUCCACUCAGCGGAGUGCUGGGUCCAGCACAACGUACUACCUCAUGUUUGUCUAUGGAACCACCAAUGGUGGUCAAAUCCAGAUUCAUUCACAGACCUUUGUUAGUGACAGGGCAAUAGACAUUUCCAACCCACAGCUUGUGGAACAUGAAGUCUUUCCAGACAUCAUCAAGGCACAUGGUUGUUUGAUGUUGAUUUCCUGGAUGACAACAGGAAGUUUAGGGAUGCUCAUAGCAAGGUAUCUUAAAGGCCUCGCCAAAGGCACACAAUACUGGGGCAAAGAUGUUUGGUUUGUGUCACAUGUCUCUCUGAUGAGCCUAAGUGUUGUCGCCACUAGUAUCGCCUUCAUCUUGGCAUUCUCAUUUGCGAAGGACUGGGCUGGGGGAGCUCAUCCUGUUCUCGGUUGUCUGGUUAUGAUCCUCGCCUUACUUCAACCAACUGCAGCAAUCUUUCGCUGUGGACCACAUCACCAUUGGAGAUUUAUUUUCAACUGGGCACAUGCUAUCAAUGCACUGGUCAUGAAAAUACUGGCUGUGGCAGCAAUAUUUACUGGACUAGAGUUAAUUGAAAGCUCUGAAGACAGCUGGAUGCCAAAGGUUAUGGGUGGUUUUGUCGGAUGGGAGGCAUUAUUUUUCAUCCUUAUGGAGAUCAACAGCCGGUGCAACAGAACAGAAGGUGAAGAUGUGGAUUCUAAAUCGACAAGCAUGAAAGGGCUGUUACUACUCCUGUUUUUCCUUGGAAAUAUUGCCUUUUUGGUGGCGCUACUUGUGGGAAUUGGCAUGACAGGAUGAAGGUCCCAGUUUGGAAAAAUUCUGAAAUUAUUCUGAAAUUCGCAAGCAUUUAUGUUUUAUAUGGAAUAAGUUAUAGACCUAUAGAAUGAUUUUGAUUGAAUAGGAUACAAGAUGAUACACAAACGAAGUUAAUACAAUAGCCUAUGUAACUUGCCAUUCAUUAUUCCCAUCAAACCACUCUCUGUAAAUAGUAUCACAUCAAUACAACAUGUUGAAAGUAUUUUGGGAAAAUGUGUAGCAGAUGUUCAAUAAUAAAUAAAU
Molecule: messenger RNA, 2166 nt
Organism: Osmerus eperlanus (European smelt)
Lineage: Eukaryota; Metazoa; Chordata; Actinopteri; Osmeriformes; Osmeridae
Product: putative ferric-chelate reductase 1
Exons: 15
Coding region: 205-1905 (566 amino acids)
Cellular component (GO): membrane
Source: RefSeq, a predicted model, not a curated record